Acanthoscelides obtectus is the source of this 2817-nucleotide messenger RNA. The record is from the annotation of a GenBank genome assembly. Lineage: Eukaryota; Metazoa; Arthropoda; Insecta; Coleoptera; Chrysomelidae.
UCUUUCACUUUUCGUAGUGUUUGUGAAUGAAGAAGGGAAUGAAGUGGCAGAGAAAGCAAUAGAUGUUGCUAUGAUGUAUAUCAAGAAAAACAAUAAGCUGGGUCUCAGCGUAGACCUACGAAGAGUUGUCGGGAACAGAACCGAUUCCACAAAUUUCUUGGAAUUCCUAUGUUCCACGUACAAUUCGAUGCUCGAAAGUCAAACCUACCCUCACAUGGUUCUGGACACGACAAUGACUGGUCUUGGUUCGGAAACAGUAAAAUCAUUCACGCAAGCCCUAGCAUUGCCUACUAUCACUGCUUCGUUCGGCCAAGAGGGCGAUUUGAGACAAUGGAGAAACAUCGAUGAAGAUGAGAAAGAGUACUUGGUGCAAAUUUGUCCGCCAGCCGACAUCAUACCAGAAAUCGUACGGACCAUCGUGCUCUAUCAAAAUAUCACCAAUGCUGCCAUUUUGUUUGAUCAAAGUUUUGUGAUGGAUCACAAGUACAAGGCCCUCCUUCAAAAUGUUGCGACGAGGCACAUCAUAACUCCAAUAGGUAUGGGAAACACAGUUGCUGAUCAGUUGAUGCAGCUUCGUAAGCUAGACAUCGUCAAUUUCUUUGUACUGGCGAAUUUGAAUAACAUCAAACGAGUGUUAGAUGCCGCUGAUUCAAUCAGUUUCUUUAACAGAAAGUUUGCCUGGCAUGUCAUCACUCAGGAUGAUGGUGAUAUCAAAUGCGUUUGUAGGAACGCCACAAUCAUGUUCGUGAAGCCCUUACCAAAUACGGCGAAUCAAGAUCGGUUAGGAACUAUGCAAAGGACUUACCAACUGAAUGCAGAACCGACAAUAGCUGCCGCGUUUUACUUUGAUUUAGCAUUGCACUCCUUUAUGGCUAUCAAGGAAAUGAUUUCGGAUGGAGCAUGGAAGAAAAACAAUGUCACUAAGUACAUAACAUGCGAUGACUACAAUGGACAUAAUAGCCCUAAAAGAAUAGGACUAUCGCUCAGAAAAUAUCUAUCUAAGGAAUCUACCGAACCGCCAACAUACGGCCAGUUCCUAAUCAAUCAAAAUGGAAACAGUUACAUGGACUUUCAAAUGGCGAUAUCCUCUGUCGGUGUCAGGGAUGGAGCGUCAGACAAAUCCUUCAAUCUUGGGUCUUGGACCUCGGGAUUUGACAACAACUUGACUCUUAUCGAUCAAAAAGUUAUGAGCAAUUUGACAGCAGAUGUUGUUUAUAGAGUCGUUACUGUCAUCCAAAAACCUUUCGUAUUUCCCGACGAAAAUGCUCCAAAGAAAUACAACGGAUAUUGUAUUGAUCUUAUCGAAAAGAUCGCUACAGAGCUUAAGUUUGACUAUGAAAUCAAUGCGGUUGAUCAUUUUGGAGUGAUGGACGAGAAUGGAAAAUGGAAUGGCCUUGUUAAGGAAUUGAUGGAGAAAAAAGCUGACAUAGGCUUGGGAUCAAUAUCAGUGAUGGCUGAAAGAGAAAAUGUGAUAGAUUUCACUGUCCCAUACUACGAUUUGGUAGGAAUAACGAUACUGAUGAAACUCUCACAAACACCAACCAGUUUGUUCAAAUUUUUGACUGUACUUGAAAACGAAGUGUGGUUGUGUAUCUUAGCUGCAUAUUUUUUCACAAGUUUUUUGAUGUGGGUGUUCGACCGCUGGUCCCCAUAUAGUUACCAAAACAAUAGAGAAAAGUACAAAGACGAUGAAGAAAAAAGAGAAUUCAAUUUGAAGGAAUGCCUUUGGUUCUGCAUGACGUCACUAACACCCCAAGGGGGUGGAGAGGCGCCUAAGAAUCUGUCCGGCAGAUUGGUUGCUGCUACUUGGUGGUUGUUUGGGUUCAUCAUCAUUGCCUCUUAUACUGCUAACUUGGCUGCUUUUUUAACUGUAUCAAGGCUAGAUACUCCUAUUGAGUCAUUGGAUGAUCUGUCUAAGCAGUACAAGAUUCAAUAUGCACCGCUGAAUGGUUCAUCGACUCAAACAUAUUUCGAAAGAAUGGCGAAUAUUGAAGCAAGGUUCUAUGAAAUAUGGAAAGAAAUGAGUCUGAAUGACAGUCUCUCUGAAGUGGAACGAGCUAAACUUGCAGUUUGGGACUAUCCAGUGAGUGACAAAUAUACGAAGAUGUGGCAAGCAAUGAAAGAAGCUGGUCUGCCAAACACCCUGGAGCAGGCUGUAGCCAGAGUAAGAGCUUCUAAGUCUUCUAGUGAAGGAUUCGCUUUUCUAGGAGAUGCUACCGACAUUAAGUACUUGGAGAUCACUAACUGUGAUUUGACGAUGGUGGGAGAAGAAUUUUCCAGAAAACCUUACGCUAUUGCUGUUCAACAAGGGUCGCCACUUAAGGAGCAAUUCAACUCUGCGAUACUGCAAUUGUUGAACCGCAGAGAGCUGGAACGCUUGAAAGAGAAAUGGUGGAACAAGAACCCAGAAAAGCAAGAUUGCGAAAAAGCUGAUGAUCAAUCGGAUGGAAUCAGUAUUCAAAAUAUUGGCGGCGUCUUCAUAGUCAUUUUCGUUGGUAUUGGCUUAGCAUGCAUUACCCUAGCUUUUGAGUACUGGUGGUACAAAUACAAGAAAGUAACCAACAUCGUGGAGGUGCAGGAGGCGCCCCUCCACAAGCAACACAGUUUUCAGGAAAUUGAAGGGUCCAAAACUAGGGACAAAGUCAAAUUCAAAGAUACUACUUCUUAUCCAAGGGCGAGAUUUUGAGUCAUAUUUAAUUUACGUUAUAUCAGUUUCAUGAUAUGUCUUAAAAUGUUAUAUAAAUGGUAUAUUUAAUUACCAUAUACACAUCUUAGCUGUAGUGUAAGUAUUGUAAAAAUUCACAAUAAAGCGUAAUU